This is a messenger RNA of Cricetulus griseus (Chinese hamster), 792 nucleotides long. Lineage: Eukaryota; Metazoa; Chordata; Mammalia; Rodentia; Cricetidae. The record is from RefSeq and is a predicted model, not a curated record.
AUGCAAACUUCCUUCUUUGAUCAGCAGAGGGUGGAGAGCGAGAAAGCGCGCAAAGGCGGCCCGGCCGGGCGCCCUUGGCGGCUCCGCCCCUUCCGGAAGAAGCCGCAGGGACCAGGCCUCCUGCACCUUGACCCGUCUAGACGCCGCACGAGGUUUUGUCUCGGUUUCCAAGGGCGCGGGGUGCUCUUUGACCCGCGCCCGGGGCGGAGGUGGUCACAGAGCCCGGCGCGCCCCGGCAGGUCCCGGAGGGAGAGGGGUGCCCGGGACGCGCGCCAGCUGUUCCCAAAGCCAGUCCGGGCCUGUGAGGGGCGCCCCGGGUCCCACUACCUACGGCCACCUCGGCGUAGACCCGGCACAGCCGCCGCAAGAUGCCCGGAAGGCCAGGCGCGCAGAACGACUUGGAAUGGGCAGAAGCGUGGCUUCCCCACAGAACUGUUGCGUUCUCGACGCCCCGUUCCCCUGGCCCAGUCUGAGGCGUUCCUCGUGGACCUUUUGGAUAAAGUGUGUAUGCGAAUGAACGAUUACCAGCUGGAGGAUGACCCAGUGACCAAGCAGAAGUAUUUCAGGAGAUACGCUCCGAGAAAAGGAGACAAAAUAUACAAAGAAUAUAAAAAGUUCUUCUUUUAUUCUGAUGCCUUCAAACCUUUGAAAUUCGCGUGCGAAGCCAUCAUUGAAAAGUAUGAGGAUGAGAUAUUCGCACUUAUCGCCCAGGAGGCACACCAUCUAGCUGACAUGCUGUGCAGUGAAAAAUCAGAUCUGUGUGGCACUCCAAUCAAUCAUCCUGAACCCUAA